Molecule: messenger RNA, 1173 nt
Organism: Pygocentrus nattereri (red-bellied piranha)
Lineage: Eukaryota; Metazoa; Chordata; Actinopteri; Characiformes; Serrasalmidae
Gene: tmem208
Product: transmembrane protein 208
Exons: 6
Coding region: 182-697 (171 amino acids)
Biological process (GO): vacuolar protein processing
Cellular component (GO): intracellular membrane-bounded organelle
Source: RefSeq, a predicted model, not a curated record
GCAAAGUGUUGUUGCUGUCUUCACUUACCUGCUAAUGUGCUACUUUUGCUGAAGACGCAGUAGGAAGAACAUUUUAGGCUUUACCUCAAGUCGUAUGUAGAUUUAAAAUAUUUGUAAGUAUAAAUGCACGAAAGAAAGGAUUUGCGUCACACUAAGAGAAAAUAAAGAGGACGUUUAUGAAAUGGCGCCUAAAGGUAAGAUUGGAACCAAAGGCAAGAAACAAAUCCAUGAGGAAAAUGAGGCCACUCUGAAGUUCUACACCAGAGUCAUAUUAGGAGCCAAUACUAUAUAUGCAGCUGUGAAUCUGCUUUUGUACGACACUUCAUUUUGGACAUGGCUCCUCCUGUUGUUUGCAUUGGUUGUCUACACUGGCAGCUACAGGUCCAUGGCAGCCAUGGCUAAACCAGCAUUUGCUAGUGAUGGUAGUUUAAUAGAUGGAGGAAUAGAUCUCAAUAUGGAGCAGGGCAUGGCAGAGCACCUUAAGGAUGCAAUUUUGCUAACAGCUAUAGUUCAGGUUCUCAGCACUCUGUCUUCCUACUUUUGGUACCUCUGGCUGUUGGCUCCUGCACGGGCUUUGCAGUUAUUGUGGGUGAACUUCCUUGGUCCUUGGUUUUCCUCUGAGACAUCUGCGCCUCCAGAGGAGGCAAAUGAGAAGAAGCAGAGACGACAGGAGAGACGGCAGAUGAAGCGAUUCUAGCUGUUCUGCUUCCCUUUGUUUUUAUAUCUUGGGUGUUGAGAUAAACAGAAUGCAAAGUCUAAGGUAUUGUUAAGAGUCGUUUUUUUUGUUGGAAUAAUACAGGCAUUUUCUUCCACCAUUUAGUUUAUUACUCAGGGUUCAACCCAUUAUUGUCUAUCAUUAAAAAUUUUAGGCACUUAAAGGACUUUUACAAGUCUUAAACACGCUCACAUGUUGGUUAGCUACUACACCAUACGCCUUCUGGCUGCUAGGCGGUAUUAUCUAGACAAGGAAAUGUAGAAAUAAAUGUAAUGCCUAUAGUUAUGAGGUAUUUUAAAGUACUUUUAUUACCAAAAUUGAUCUAUAUUCUGAGAAUAUAACAAGAUGUGUGCUAAUGAUAGAAAGGCAUAGUGUCCUUUUGGAAGUGAGGGGAUGUGUAUGAGGUAACAAUACUUCAUCUUCUGUGAUAAUAAAAUACUAUUAGUUUUGGCUAGUUA